AUGACCGAGCCAGAGAACUUCGAGGACGAUCUCUUCGCCGAUCUCUACGACGAUAACGAUGCUCCAAAGCCCGCGCCUGCCCCUGUUGCAGCUCCUGCAGCUCCCCCUGCCCCAGAGGUGCAACCUCCUACUAACACCCACGACAACGACGACCACAAUGCUACUUAUCAACCUCAAGACGCAGGAGGUGAUGAACAGAUGACUCAGGAUCAAGAUGAUGAUGACGAUGAUGUUGAUUUCAAUCUUGGCGGAGGGGGAGGCUAUGGCAGUCACACAGGCCAGUCUGGCAUGCAUGAUGAUGCUCAAACACCUCCCUAUGGAACGGUUCACAAGGCAAGUGCCAAAGAAGAUGGUAAAAUGUUCAUUGGUGGUCUCAACUGGGAAACUACCGACCAAUCUCUAAGAGACUACUUUUCUCAAUUCGGCGAGGUCGUUGAGUGCACUGUCAUGAGAGACAGCAGCACAGGACGAUCGCGAGGAUUUGGGUUUCUCACAUUCAAGGAUGCCAAGACAGUCAACAUUGUGAUGGUCAAGGAGCAUUUCCUCGAUGGCAAGAUUAUCGAUCCUAAGCGAGCCAUUCCCCGAGAUGAACAAGAAAAGACCAGCAAGAUUUUUGUUGGUGGUGUCAGCCAGGAAACGACCGACCAGGAGUUCAAAGAAUACUUUGCCCAGUUCGGCCGUGUCGUUGACGCGACCCUUAUGAUGGAUAAAGAUACCGGCCGGCCACGAGGAUUCGGCUUUGUCACGUUUGAGAAUGAAGCUGGCGUCGAUGCCUGCAUCAACGUGCCGCUAGAGAUCCAUGGAAAGCCUAUUGAGGUCAAGAAGGCUCAGCCAAGAGGUAACCUUCGAGAAGAAGAGGAGGCUUCGCGACGUGGCAAGUUCAGAAAGGAUGGCGACCAGUCGAACCAAGGCUCUAUGGGCCAACAGAUGGGCAACAACAAUGGCAUGACACCUCAAGUCAUGGCCCAGUACUUCCAACGCAUGCAGCAAUACUUCACCAUGAUGCAAUCCCAGAUGGCAAUGAGCCGAGGAAUGCCCAUGAACCCAGCCAUGUGGCAGAACAUGAUGCAGAUGCAACAAAUGCAGCAGCAGAUGAUGGGUGGCCGAGGAGGCGGCGCCAACGGUCAAAACAUGAUGCAGAACAUGAACCCUCAGAUGGCACAGCAGAUGCAACAGCAAAUGCAGCAGAUGAUGCAACAACAGAGUCAACAAGGCGGCCAAGACGCUGGCUCCGGCAGUGCCAGUCCCACUGCAUCUGCCAACGGUGGUGCCGGCCGAGGAUAUGACAACAGCAACUUUAACCAAUACCAACAGCAACAGCAACAACCCCAGGGAGGUCGCCGCGGAGGACGCGGAGGUUACGGUGGCCAUGGAGGAGGCCAUGGAGGUUAUAACAUGGGAGGAGGCGGCGGAGCUCCAACUUCAUGGGAGGGCAUGUAUGAUGAUGUCCCCCAACCAAACAACCGCGCAGGCAGCGUUGGUGGAAGCUCUGAUCCUCAACAUGCACCACCGGCCAACGCACCGACCGGUCCCAAGAACGCCGGUAAACCGGGCGCCAACUACCGAGGUGGCGGACGAGGUGGCGGACGAGGUGGAAACCGCGGAUUUCACCCCUACUCGCGAUAG
Messenger RNA from Fusarium poae, 1626 nucleotides. RefSeq lists its product as uncharacterized. The coding region runs from base 1 to 1626 and encodes 541 amino acids. Gene Ontology annotation, molecular function: RNA binding. The record is from RefSeq and is a predicted model, not a curated record. The transcript is spliced from 5 exons. NCBI's taxonomy places the organism in Eukaryota, Fungi, Ascomycota, Sordariomycetes, Hypocreales, Nectriaceae.